AACCGCGUUUCCCCCUCGCUCAUCCCUCUCCAAAAAGACCUUUAUUCCUUUUCUAAACAGCUGUGGUGUUGGGAUCUCUGGGAUAUUGCUGUGCUGCCGUAGCUGUUUCUGCCUCUGGAAGGGUGUUCCCUUCCAAAGUCCUCUGCGGGCUGAAAACCAGCACCUUAAUGCCAUCAUUUAACCCACAGUAAUUCACAUUACCCAGUGUUUUGAAUUCAAAAAAGGAACAAAAUGAUGUCGAGACAAGCCUUCCUGUGCAGUUUGGGAUCUCUGUAUUUAUCCCUCCUGUUCAUCUUCCUCCUCAUGGAUGUUUAUGCCAGGCCUGCAAAUAACUCCGUGCUCAGGGAGAAGGCAGCGGAUGGGAAGGAUGAGAAUGAGAUCCUGCCCCCAGACCACCUGAACGGGGUCAAGAUGGAGAUGGAUGGGCACCUGAACAAAGAAUUCCACCAGGAGGUUUUCCUUGGAAAGGAGAUGGAAGAAUUUGAGGAAGAUUCAGAGCCCAGAAAAAACAGGAAGAAGCUGAUGGUCAUUUUUUCCAAGGUGGAUAUAAAUAAUGAUAAAAAGAUUGGAGCCAAGGAGAUGCAGCGCUGGAUCAUGGAGAAGACGGAUGAGCAUUUCCAGGAGGCUGUGGAGGAGAACAAAAUGCACUUCAGAGCUGUGGACCCCGAUGGGGAUGGCCACGUGUCCUGGGAUGAAUAUAAAAUCAAAUUCCUGGCAAGUAAAGGCUUUAAUGAAAAAGAAAUUGCUGAAAAGAUCAAGAACAACGAAGAGCUGAAAAUAGAUGAAGAAACCCAGGAAGUUUUAGACAACCUGAAGGAUCGGUGGUACCAGGCUGACAACCCCCCUCCUGACCUGCUGUUGAAUGAGGAAGAAUUCCUGUCCUUCCUGCAUCCAGAGCACAGCAGGGGGAUGCUGAAGUUCAUGGUGAAGGAAAUCAUCCGGGAUCUGGAUCAGGAUGGAGAUAAGAAACUCACCCUGUCAGAGUUCAUUUCCUUACCUGUUGGCACCGUGGAGAACCAGCAGGCUCAGGACAUUGAUGACGACUGGGUGAAGGACAGGAGGAAGGAGUUUGAGGAGGUGAUCGAUGCCAAUCAUGAUGGGAUUGUCACCAUGGAAGAGCUGGAGGAGUACAUGGAUCCCAUGAACGAGUACAACGCCCUCAACGAGGCCAAGCAGAUGAUUGCAGUGGCAGAUGAGAAUCAAAACCACCACCUGGAGCUGGAGGAGAUCCUGAAAUACAGCGAGUACUUCACGGGCAGCAAACUCAUGGACUAUGCACGGAAUGUCCACGAGGAAUUCUGACCCUGCUCGCUGGCCCAGAGCUCUGAAGCACUUUCUGGCUUUCAAAAAAGAGAGGGAGAAAGGAAGAAAUCCGAGCCCCAAACAGACAGAAAGUUCCUUUGCUGCUAAUCUGUGUUCUUUGCCUCCAGUUUGUUGCCCCAGACUUCCAACUUUCCGUCCAUCCACGGGAUCUGCUGCCUUUUGGGGUGAGGGGAAACCAGGCCAGGAAGAGUGGGAAAGGCCCUGGAAUCCCUCAGUUCACCCUGGAUUGGGCAGUGAUUCCAGCUGAAGUUCAACAGAUCAUUCCUGGGGGAGGCUUCUGAAAUACUUCACUUAUUGCCCUCGUAGCUGCUGAUCCCUGGGAAUCACAGAUUACAGGGAGAUGUUGGGUUUUGGAAGGGAUGCUGAUCCUGGGGAAUCAUAGAGAACAGGGAGAUGUUGGGUUUUGGAAGGGAUGCUGAUCCCGGGGAAUCAGGGAUUACAGGGAGAUGUUGGGUUUUGGAAGGGAUGCUGAUCCCUGGGAAUCAUAGAGAACAGGGAGAUGUUGGGAUUUGGGAAGGGAUGCUGAUCUCUGGGAAUCAUAGAGAAUAGGGAGAUGUUGGGUUUUGGAAGGGAUGCUGAUCUCUGGGAAUCAUAGAGAACAGGGAGAUGUUGGGUUUUGGAAGGGAUGCUGAUCUCUGGGAAUCAUAGAGAACAGGGAGAUGUUGGGAUUUGGGAAGGCAGUGGUGGUUCCAAGGCAUGUUCUGACCUCCUGGGAAUACCCACGUGACACUCCACCCAUCUCCCAGUGGUUUUCUCAGCCUAGUUGGGAAUUUAAUCCAAGUUUUCCCUCCAUCACUCAAUUAUCCUUCGGGACUGUGGGGAGGAAUUUGUUUUAAACUUUAGAGAGAAGCUCUUUGGCAUCUACUUCAAAAUAAACCUGGUUGUAGCAUGACAGGCUUUGUGUUGGCACCUGCCCCGGGGGGAGAUGGGGGAGGGCUCAGAUUAUGGCUUCAAAAAAAACCCCAGAUUUGGCUCUGAAACGAAAUGCAAGGGGAAAGUUUCUUCAUGGACUCAAACUCGCUGUUCAGACUGGUAAAAUCAGUUGUCUCUCUGUAAAUUGGAGCUGAAUUUGAGGUGCUGAAGGGGGGGAAUUCCAGGCUUUGCUUCUGAGCUGUGAACACCCGGCACUCGGGAAGCCCUUUGAUCAGCCUGGCUCUGGGUAAUCUCUCCGAGCAUCUUGGCUCCCAUCCACUACUGCAAAAAUAGAACGUUUAUUUUUACUCUGGUUCCAUCUUUACUGUAAAAAAAAAAAAAACAA
Myiozetetes cayanensis is the source of this 2581-nucleotide messenger RNA. It is a transcript of the gene SDF4, whose product is annotated as stromal cell derived factor 4. Bases 232 to 1302 code for a protein of 356 amino acids. Gene Ontology annotation, molecular function: calcium ion binding. The record is from RefSeq and is a predicted model, not a curated record. Gene Ontology annotation, biological process: calcium-ion regulated exocytosis. Gene Ontology annotation, cellular component: endoplasmic reticulum. The transcript has 7 exons. Lineage: Eukaryota; Metazoa; Chordata; Aves; Passeriformes; Tyrannidae.